Messenger RNA from Candidula unifasciata, 1665 nucleotides. Lineage: Eukaryota; Metazoa; Mollusca; Gastropoda; Stylommatophora; Geomitridae. The record is from the annotation of a GenBank genome assembly.
AUGGCGUACCCAGCCUUUCCUGCUGCAGUUGCUCGCAUGCCAGAUGAAUGUCUGUCCAAGGUCGAUGUGUAUAUCGAGUGCAAGAACCUGCUCAACAAAGAUGCCAUGUCAAAAUCUGACCCCUGUGCUGUCGUGUAUAUGUCAAGACAGGGAGGUCAUUUAGACGAGAUUGGCAGAACUGAAAAUGUGAAAAACUCAUUGGAUCCCAAGUUUGCCAAACCCAUCCGACUCAGCUAUUACUUUGAAGAGGUGCAGAAAGUGGUUGUGGCCAUCUAUGAUGUGGAUAACUCCACCCACAGUCUCAAUGACGACGACUUUCUCGGCCAGAUAGAGUGUACUCUUGGCCAGAUGGUCUCCAACAGUCCGUACGUCAAACCGCUGCUACGUAAGGAUGGCCAGAAGGCUGGGCUUGGACAGAUCACCAUACGUGUUGAGGAGGUGAAAGAGGGUGGAGAGGUGGCUCAGAUCAACUUCAAAGCCAAGAAAUUAGAAAAUAAGGACUUCAUGGGCAAGUCAGACCCUUACUUGGAGAUCCAGAAACCAACACUGGACGGAGGCUGGCAGGUCGUGCAUCGAACUGAGGUUGUGAAGAACAAUCUGAAUCCAAUCUGGCGAACCGUGGUGCUGCCAGUGCAGAGUCUGUGUGGGGGCAACAAGGAUCAACAGAUCAAGAUCGAUUGUAAUGACUGGGACGAUGAUGGCUCCCAUGAUUAUAUAGGUGGGUGUACAACAACCUUGAAUGAGAUGUUGAAGGCUUCAGCUGCUGAGCUGUCGUUCCCCUGUGUCAACCCUGGAAAGAAGGCCAAGAAGAAGGGCUACACUGACUCAGGCACCAUUAUAGUUUCAUCUUGCAAGCUUGUGAAAGAACACACAUUUUUGGAGUAUAUAUUUGGUGGAAUGCAGAUCAACUUCACAGUAGGCAUUGACUUUACAGCAUCCAAUGGAAAUCCAUCCCAACCAAACUCCCUCCAUUACAUAAAUCCACACUCACCCAAUGAGUACAUGCAAGCGAUCAUGGCUGUUGGCCAGGUGUGUCAGGAUUAUGACACGGACAAAAUGUUCCCAGCUCUAGGCUUUGGUGCUCGGAUACCUCCAUCCACCCAGGUGUUGCAUGAGUUUGCCAUCAACUUCAACGCACAGAACCCGUUUUGUGCAGGUAUCAGUGGUGUGCUGGCAGCGUACACAAACUGCAUCCAGCAUGUACAGUUGUACGGCCCCACAAACGUAGCUCCAAUUAUCAACCAUGUGGCCAGGUUUGCUCAGGCGGCUCAGCAGGAGGAGCCGACCAAAGGGGCACAUGCCUACUACGUGCUGCUACUGCUGACUGACGGGGUGCUCAGUGACAUGGCUGACACCAAACAUGCCAUCGUGCAGGCCAGCAAACUUCCCAUGUCCCUGAUCAUCGUCGGAGUCGGAGGGGCAGAUUUCACUGACAUGAAUGAGCUGGACGGAGAUAACGGUGUGUUAAGGUCCCCCUCUGGUGAAGCAGCCAACAGGGACAUUGUCCAGUUUGUGCCAUUCAGACAGUACAAGCAGAGCAGCCCAGCAGAACUGGCCCGUCAUGUCCUGGCAGAGAUCCCUCGACAGGUCACAGAUUAUUUCAAGAUGAGAGCCAUGCCGCCAAACCAGCUGCGGCCGGCACCAGCCGUUCCUCGUGUUGGCUAA